Ambispora gerdemannii is the source of this 1626-nucleotide messenger RNA. NCBI's taxonomy places the organism in Eukaryota, Fungi, Glomeromycota, Glomeromycetes, Archaeosporales, Ambisporaceae. The record is from the annotation of a GenBank genome assembly.
AUGUCAUCACCGUUACUAGAAAAUUUGUAUGAAGAGCAACCAUACAAAACAGUCUUCUUCAUACUUAUUUUUCUUUAUAUAUUAACAUUCUAUCUUCGAUAUUUCAUCAACACAACCCGUCUUCCUGGUCCGGUCCCAUUUCCAAUCGUCGGAAACUUUCCACAAUUAGUUCUCUUAUUACUCCGCGAAAAAUUCAAUCUAUCCCAAGUGAUACAAAUCUUGCACCUAAAAUAUGGCGAUUUCUUCCAGCUAUAUAUUCCAUUCUCUUUCAGAGAUCCGGUUAUUGUGAUUAGUAAUGCUCAAAUUGUAGAGCCGCUUUUUGCUAGCACAUCGGCCAUAGAAAACAAGUUCCAUCUUCGUACGGGUCCGAGGCAGGGAAUAAAUGAACUGGGUAUAUCGAAAAAAGGAUUGUAUUUGAAUAGAGAUACGGAGAGUUGGAUUAGGAAUAAAAAUUUUUUCGUGCACGGUGUUGGGUCGGUCAACGCUGCCAAAGAUUGUGUAGUGUAUGCGAGUAAAGCAUUUGAAGAGAUGGAAAAAAGUUGGGUUGAAGUUGGAUCAUUCAUUGGAAAACGGGAUUUAAUUGCCAAAGUGGAUUUAAUCGAAUGGAUAUUUCGAUGGACAACCGACAUAAUAUUCCAGGUGACAUUGAGCGAAAACGUCAACUCAAUCCAGACAUAUAAAAAGAUAAUAAUUGAAAAAACCAGCAACAAUGAAAAGAAAUCAAACCUCAAUUCAUCAUUUAACAAAUUGGCAAAGUCAUUAUCAGUCACUAGGAUGUCAAUCGAUACCGAGACAUUCAUACGAAAUAUGCAAAACUUCUUUCCAGCUGUAUGGAUAUUCCUUGCGACUCCUAAAUGGACACGUGAUUAUGUGGCACCUGUUUCAACAAUGGCAAGACAAUUCAAAACCAGUUUAGAAGUGGUGAAUAAAGCGUUGGUAAAGAUUAUUAAGAAGAAACGAGAGGAAAUUAGUGGUGGCAAGGCUAAAGAAGGAUGGAUGGAUUUUUUGACAACGAUGAUUACGGCUGAAGAGGAUAAAGUGGUUUUUAGUGAUGAUGAUGUUAGAGAGAAUUUAUUGCAUGCUUUAGCAGGCGGCAUAAUUACUCUGGGAAAUACAUUAUGCUUUAUUAUCUAUACGAUCACCAAACACCCGAAUGUCAAGAAUCAAUUAAUGCAAGAAAUAGAUUCUGUAUUUAAAGAAAAUGAUAUUCUCAAUUACGAAGACUUGGCAAAAUUAAAAUACACCGAAGCGAUUAUUAAAGAAGCUUUGAGAAUUUUGCCGACUGUUCCAUUAAACUUACGAGUCGCUGGUGAAGAUUGUCGUAUUGGUGAACAUCAGUUUAAGGCCGGCACACAAUUUAUCCUAAACCAGCAAGGAAUCCAUCUUAACCCGAAACACUGGGAAAAUCCAACUGAAUUCGACCCAUCGCGAUUUCUUUCACCCAAUUCUGACAAAAACAUGCAGAAAAAUUCUUUAUUACACUUUGGUGCCGGAACAAGAAAGUGUCCCGGUAAAUUACUGGCAAUGACAGAAUUAAAGUGUUUUUUGGCGUUGUUUUAUCAAAAGUAUGAUUUUGUGAUUGACAAUGUUGAUAUGAAUAAUAAUAAAGGUGAAUGGGAUGAUUGA